ACAGUCACACACGACGUCGACGGCUUCCUCGCUCCUUUCAGCACCCCAACACGAUCCAUCGCAGGAGGCUGCAGCUCGUAGACGCCAGCCGCCCUCGAACCUCCCGGACGAGUCAAGGAUCCAUAGCCCCAUUACGUCCUCCAAUCCCCGUCGGCUCCGUGUCCGUCAUAUCCCAGCCUGCCAGCCACAAGAAGCCACAUCUAUCAACCUGGCCGCCUUCCUCCCUGCCUCCUCAAGUCGUUGCUCUUCCUUUCACGGGUCCAGCUCCUGCACUUUUGACUCUUCUUCUUCUUCCUCGUCGUCGACGACGUCUUGCUCGACUUCACUCGCUUCAACUUCAAAUCAACCGACGCUGCUUACCAUGGCGACAAAAGGCCGCUCGACACCCCGCGUCGUCUGCUGCGCGAUACCUAUCGCAAGAUCCGCCGGAAAGGUCCUCGUCGUCACAAGUAGAAAACGACCAGAAAGAUGGGUUUUGCCGAAAGGAGGCUGGGAGUCAACAGAUGGUGUGCUCGAGGCAGCAGCAUCGCGAGAAGCCCUGGAAGAAGCCGGCGUCCGCGGAAACAUCACGCGCUACGUGACCACGAUCCCCUCCGCGUCCUCGACAUAUCACUUCUUCGAGCUAGACGUGUCCGGGCUGGAUGCGGAAUGGCUGGAGAGCAAGGAGAGGAGGCGGGAGUGGGUCGAUUUCGCAGAGGCGGUGAAGCGCGUGUCGUGGAAACAGGAGCUCGCGCAGGGGUUGAUGCUUUCGACGCUUGCGCCGCAUCGGUAACGUGUGGUUGAGUUCUCUUUCUUUCUUUGUUCCUGUGUCGUCUUUUUGUUGAGCUAGCGUUUCCGAGGUUUGGCGUUUGACGUUGAAGGGACGGACGGGCGUCGCCGUUCGUUCGUUCGUUCGUCUGAGCGUCCUGUCGCGCUACGUCGUUCCUUUUCUCCCCUGUUUCCGUUUCCGUGUUUCCGUGUUUGUUCGUCUGUUCGUCUCUCUGUCCAUGCUGUUUCUCCGCCAUAUCCAUCCAUACAUAUCCAUCUCUCUCAUAUCCUCUCCGUCUCCGUCUCCGUCGCACUGUGCAAUUUCCAUUUUCCAUUUUCCAUUUUACCUCCCAAUCCAUCCAUCUUCGUUCUCCGUUCUCCGUUCUAUCUACCAUCGUCCGUUCUUCCUCCGUAUUUUCGUAUUUUCGUAUUUUCGUAUUUUCAUAGAAUAAACAGUCAGUCCAAAUCGUCCGUUUUUCGUUUGUUCGUUUGUGCGUUCGUUCAAUGCUCGAUCUAUUCACCGCCCUUCUCCUCCGUUUUUGUGUUUCUCGCACACGCACCCGCAUCCUCGUUCCCGUUCCCCUCCGUCGUUUCACGCGUUCCGGCUUUACUUACCUACCUUACCUACCUACCUACCUUACAAUUCCCCUAUUCCCUUUUUUGUUCGUUUCGUUUCGUUUCGUUUCGUUGCGUUCGACCUUAUUAGUACUACAUACAGC
This is a messenger RNA of Stereum hirsutum FP-91666 SS1, 1466 nucleotides long. RefSeq lists its product as uncharacterized. NCBI's taxonomy places the organism in Eukaryota, Fungi, Basidiomycota, Agaricomycetes, Russulales, Stereaceae. The record is from RefSeq and is a predicted model, not a curated record. Gene Ontology annotation, molecular function: bis(5'-adenosyl)-pentaphosphatase activity; bis(5'-adenosyl)-hexaphosphatase activity; diphosphoinositol-polyphosphate diphosphatase activity. The coding region runs from base 362 to 772 and encodes 136 amino acids. Gene Ontology annotation, biological process: diadenosine pentaphosphate catabolic process; adenosine 5'-(hexahydrogen pentaphosphate) catabolic process; diphosphoinositol polyphosphate metabolic process. The transcript has 4 exons. Gene Ontology annotation, cellular component: cytoplasm; nucleus.